This is a messenger RNA of Limanda limanda (common dab), 3560 nucleotides long. It is a transcript of the gene snx19a, whose product is annotated as sorting nexin 19a. The record is from RefSeq and is a predicted model, not a curated record. The transcript is spliced from 12 exons. NCBI's taxonomy places the organism in Eukaryota, Metazoa, Chordata, Actinopteri, Pleuronectiformes, Pleuronectidae. Gene Ontology annotation, cellular component: intracellular membrane-bounded organelle; early endosome membrane. Bases 104 to 2824 code for a protein of 906 amino acids. Gene Ontology annotation, molecular function: phosphatidylinositol binding.
AGCUAUGUCCCACAGGAGGAGGAGGACGUCUCGUUCAGCCUCUGUUCCGAAUGUAAAGCUCCAAUAACCUGGAACCUUUCAGGACACACUUCUGCUGACUGUGAUGCCUUCCUCCAAGAGCUCCGAUCACUGGACUUUAUCAGAGUUACUCGGGCAGAGGAGGCUGUUAGGCCUCGGAGCUCUCCUGGCAUGGCUCGUCCUCUUCCACCUCCUCGUCAACGUUUGGCUGCUCUGCAUCUUCACCAGUCUCUUAGUGGUCCUCGGUGGUUGGCUCGGGUCUCGCGCUGUGCUGGAUGCAAACAGCCUCCUCCACCUGGAGCAUUUCUUGCCUCUUGGCGCCCUAAGCCCACCACUGUGUUCACCCGAACACGAGUGGAGGUUGAACCACGAGAUAGACAACGCCGUCCACAAAGCGGUGCGUGACUUUGUGUCCUCGUGGUAUCGUACUCUGCUGCCAGAGGUGGAGGGGGAGUUUGAGCGAGCAGUGCGUAAUUCAAUGUUGGAGUCAGUGAUGGAGCUGAAGGAGCGUGCAAGGCGAUUGGACAGGAAGGCGCUGGUCCAACGGCUGCUGGAGCUGUACGGCUGUCACCUGCAGAGCUACAUGACGGCACGGCAGAUACAGUCAACGCACAGGGAGGUGUUCAGCCUGUGGCAGCUUUACAGUGAAGUAGAUGCUCCUCACCCAGCUGUGAGAAAUGAAGCCGUUGAGCUCAGGUACUCCAGAGCUCUGGUUAACCUCGUCUUACAUGUGCUUGUUCCGUACCCUCAGAUGGAGACCAGGAGCGGAGGUUAUAUGGUUACAGAACUCAUCACCUACAAUGUUCUGUUGCCGCUCAUUAGCAGAGUGUCGGAUCCUGACUGGCUGAACCAAACCAUUGUAGAAAUAAUCACCAGGUCAAGAGAACCACAGGAUGACCUCCCGACAGCUGCACUUUACAAAUGUCUAAUCCAGCAGGACUCCUGGGCCACCUGCAGGUCACCGUCUUCUUCUGAACAAGCAGGUUUUUCCAGCAUAAGCUCGUCAGAGCUUGAAGAUCAACAGAGCCUCAGUCUGAUCAAUGAUCAGGACUCCUCACAGAGCAGCCUGGUCAGCCAGACAUCUAUGGACAAAUUAGAAAGUUGUCACGUAGGUUUACUCACACCAUGCAAAGUGAGCUGCUGUACUCUCCCCUCUGCUCAUUACUCCCAGUCGUCCGAGUCCAAAAUGAUUUCACUUGAGUCUCUGAUUCAGUCUGACUCAGCAGAGGAUGUGACAGGAGGCUUUUUUGACUGUGGUCCUCCAACAAACUUCUGCAGCUUGAGCCCCUUGAGAGACGACGAGGCCUUUGGUUGCUUUGGACCUCUGAAAAAUCUUGGGACGAAGGUGGUUGUGCCUGAGGACUCCCAGUGGCCUGCAGGUAUAGCCCAAGAGAAAUCUCCGUCUUGUUCUCCGAAAAGACUUCAAUCCUUCAACUUUGAUUCGCCCAACAACCAAGCUGCACCUGUACAGGUCCAGAAUGUACAGAUUUCUGGUACAGUCGCAGCGAAGGAACCGCGUGGCACAAGCGCACAUCCCUAUACUCUCUACACUGUGAAGUUUGAGACAUUGGCUGAAGCAGAAUGCGGUGCGUCUCUGCAGUCUGCGGCCUCUCACACUGUCAACCGCAGAUACAGCGAGUUCCUCAACUUGCAGACACGUUUGGAGGAGAAGCCUGAAGUCAAGAAAUUAAUCAAGAAUGUCAAAGGCCCAAAGAAAAUGUUCCCUGACCUUUCUUUUGGAAAUGCAGACAGCGAGAGGGUCGAGGCCCGUAAAGGCCAACUGGAUACGUUCCUCAGACAACUGAACAACAUUCCUGAGACGGCCAACAGUGAGGACAUGCAGGAGUUCCUGGCUGUCAACACAGAUGUUUGCACAUAUUUUGGAAGGAAACCUUAUGCCAAGUCCAGAAUUGAUAAGAUGAUGGAAAAUGCUUUAGACACGUUGAAGACAGCGUUUCCUUAUCCUGAGUCCCUCAGUCCAACAGAGGAGUUUGAGGGAGACACUGAUGUAAGAACACUGGACCACAGAAAGUCCAGCAGGAGAUCUAUAUUCCAAAGCAAAAUUUCCCCAUCUCUCAACAUUCCUGACCUACACCCGAAAGUGACGUACUGCUUUAGUGAAGGCAGCCCUGUCCUGAAUGGUAUGACGCUGUCGGGCCUGGAGAACUUUGUCACAGAGCAGGAAAGACUGUUAUGUGGGCAGCAUGAGAAAGAGGCCGCCAGACAGAGCAGUGCGCAGCCUGACAAAGACAGGAGGACUUCAGGGAAAAGCCACGGGACAGACACAGCUGUCGCAGAUGUUGUUUUGAACAUCCUGUGUCUGCUGAUGAAGGACCAGUGGAGUUGGCUGUGCACUGAGAACAUUCAGAAGACCAUCAGACUGCUCUUUGGCACCUUCAUUGAGAGAUGGUUGGAUGUAGGAGUUGCCCACCUUACCAGUGCCCCCUGCUGGGUGAUUUACCUGCAAGUAUUGCAGGAAGCUGUGUGGCCAGGGGGCACGUUACCUGCUCAACCCCGGCCUGAGCGCAGUGCUGCAGAAAGAGCAGAGACUAAGGAGCAAUGUCUGGACUGUCUCGUGAAGCUGAUCCCAGAGCUCAUCACUGACAUGCUGGGCAAUGAGAAGUUCACACUGAGCCUGGAGACCAUGCUGGAAUCUUUACAGGACCAUCAGAUAAACAAGCAUCUGAUCUACUGCGUCUGUGACCUUCUGCUGGAGUUUCUGAUCCCUGAGUCGUGUGAUGAGGCCUUCCAGAGGUCUCUGCUGCAGAGCCUGGCCAAAGACACAGAGAAGGACAGUCCUCACUGAUGAUGAGCAAACUAUAACACUCUGAUGCUUCACAGGUGGAGACGGCGGAUGGAAGAUGUAUAUAUAUGGGCUGGAGUUGUGAUAAAUCCAUAAUGGUCUGUAGUUACUUGAUUUUAUCAGUGCCAGCAGUCAAAACACUUGUUCUUCAUGUGCAUGUGAACAUCAUGCGGCUCCACCUGCCUUUAAGGAUUUAGAAAUAAACUUCUCUACCAUUUGACUGUAUCGAAAAACAUAAGAAGGAGGACAUGUAUGUAUGUAUUUCUGAAACUGCAUAUAUUGUUGUUUUCUUUAUGUGCUCUGUUCAACGCAACAUUUGUAUCGCUAUUAACACACAAUAGUUCCUCUCUGACUUCUAAAGCUCCAAAGAUAAAUUAUCGGAUGUUAUUGAAUGUAUUUUAUCUACAUUUUUGUCAAAAUUUUGAGUAUUUAGAUAUCUGGAUUCUGAAUAUACACAAAGUAAGAUCAUCAGUAAACUGUACAAUUGAAAUCUGUCUGAUUCACAUGACAAAAUGUUGCUACUGGGGCAACAUUUUAUUCUUAUUGUGUGUGCGAACAGGACUUUUUACUGUAAACUGUACGUAUUAGCUUUAAAGCGGCACUGGAUAAUCUCCUCUGGUCUGGUUUUACCUGAUAUUCUGUGGGAAACAUCCUUAGAUGAAUCAAUUACAGAGGUCGGACCAUGAAGAGCAAUGUUCCAUGUGUGAGGGGAGUUUAGGAUUUGGCACAUGUACUAUCA